AUGCCUACGAUCCACGUGGCGCCCCCAACAACCCCACGCGGGAGGAGUGCGCAACAACACCAGCAACGGCAGCAGCAGACACCGCCUCGCGCGGAGGCUGUAGGCGUCAACGUGUCUACCACGUCUUCUUCAUCUUCUAUUUCGCACUCUGUGCUUCUGCAGCCCGCCGCAUCACCGGCCACAUCAGGAGUGGCAAACACACAACCUCCCGCUGCACCUGCUGUGCCUGUCCCUUUGUUGGGCUCUGUGUGCUGCGCCGUUCUUGCCCCUUGCGGCUGCCUCCGGCUCUGGGAUAUUCAGGAACCCCUCCGUGACUGGCGCAGGGCCCACCCCGUCGCGGGGGCCCCUGCCGUGCCGCUUUUAGGGGGCCGGAACGAGGUGGGCGUCACUUUCUCCUUCAGCCUCAGCGACGUCUGGCGUAUUCCGACAGCGCUUCGUGGAGUGCUGCAGCCCGCUACCAGCAAGGGUAACAGCUGCUGCGUCGGCGACAGCACUGCCACUCGGCGGCGGCAAGCCCCUCCCUUUUUCUCCUUUAACCCCUCGGCUGCCGUAUGGGCUGGGAAGACGGCAGACAUGAGCCACGCAAAGCUGCGGCUGAUGUCGGAGCCUGCGGCCCUUUGGGGCUUUGUACGUGGGCAUCAGCAAUUGCUGCGAUGGCCUUUUGCUGCCGGCAGCAGCAGUGGCAGCCGCAGCAACACCAGCACCCACUGCGUGAGCUGCUGCUUAGCGGAAAGUCAAGGAGGAGUCUACUUUAUUUCCUCGUUCUCUGACGGUUCUGUCACUGCAGCGCACCUAAACGGGACAGACACCUCUCGACGCAGCAAGCCACAGCAGCCACAGCAGCACCCGCAGGAGGAGGAAGAAAGAGGCGCAGCUAUUGGCAGGGGGUGCUUUAGCAUUGGAGGGGGGACGCCUCUUCCUUGGCCUCCUCCUGAGCGCCCCCACCCCGCGAUUUUUCUGUUGCCGACUCCAGCGGGGUGUAUAGACAGCCGAAUUUCUGCAGCAAGUGCGGUAGGAAGAGGGGCUCCUGGCUGCAGCGGGAAGAAGACAGUCGUAACGGCGCUGUGCAGUAUCAGCAGUCUGCUCGUUGGCGGUCUUACAAACAGCGGGGACCUUCUUCUCUGGUGUCUGCCGACUUUCGCCCUUGCAGGAUUUCUGCCACAGGUUCUGCCGUGUGCAGCCGCGGCUGCUCACAGGGUCCUCUCUGCUGCAGGGGGCAGCAGCAGAGCUUCUUACGACAGCUGGUGCUUCGCCGCAGCUUCCCUUUGCGGCACACUUGCCCUCAUCGACUGUAGCAAACUGUUGACGCCUGCUGCAACAGCAGCCAGCGGCGGCAGUGGGGGGCCCCCUGCCGCUGAUCCUGCAACAUGUGCCGCGACCAACAAACCCCAAGGGAAAUCAAAACCUGUUCGCCUCUUCGCCGCACAUGGAGUUAACCCGGUGGGGAGUGGCUCUGGGGCACUUGCAGCUACCCACGACCUCGUGCUGUUGCUGCUAUGCAGCACUGCUGCAGCUCUUUCCUUUUUUGCGUCCUCCGCCGCUUCCGUUAUACCCUGCAGUGCUCGGAGUGGAGAUGGCUCUUGCAAUUCCUCUUCCCUCUCUUGUGCUGAAGGCGAUGGCCGCCGACUUGCUGCAGCAGCAGCACACGAGAAGUGCCUCCGUCCUGCGGUCCUCGACACCGAAGCAGUGUUGACAGCAGCAGCCGCGGCUGCUGCAGAAGCAGCAGUAGGGGCAACAGAAGGCCUUUUGCAUUGCCACGGCGGAUUUUUCGGAACCGCCAGUGAGGCGCUACCUGCUGCUGCUGCUGCAGCACUUGCUGCAAAAGCUGACGCGGGAGCCUCAGCGGUCCUGGAGGGAGCAGUGCGGUGUGCAGGAGAUGCAGCACGUAGCCACCUGCUGCGACGGAGACGGCUUCCCUUCUUAAGGGGCAAGUGCCGCCGUAUCAGCACCAGCAGCGUCAACGACCUCACGGAGACAGCUCUGCGGCUGCCCUCCCUCCGCAGCCUCAAUUCCGCUGCCACCAAAGCAUUGUCUUCCUUCCAACAAACCCCUCCCGUUGCCACGGCAACAGUUCCGGGAAGGACCGAAGGCUUGCAUGAAGCUCUGGAUCUUGCAGUGUCUUCUCUUGCCGCAACGGCUCGCUCUUCAGAGUGCCCGGCGGCUUGGGGUCUCUUGGGGACGUCUGGGCGCAAAAGUGCCUCCGUAGGAGCAGCAGCAACUGCUGCUGCAGACGCAGCUCUAAGCAAACGCGUGGCAGCUAUAUUUCGAAACCGGUGUCAGCAGCAGGUGCAGCCACAGCAGCGGAUAUGGAUGCUGGAGCUGUCGGGAUACAAGCUGCAGCAGGGCUCCGAAGCUUGGAGCUCUGAAGCUGACUCAACGCGCUCACCAGCACCAGCAGAUGCAGCAGGAAGAGGGGUGGGGAGAGACACUGAGUUGCUCUCGGCUGCGGCACAGGACGACUUGGCAGCUGCAACGGCAGCAGGGGAAGCAGCAGUCGGUCUGUGUCGUGCGGUCCCUGUAGACACGGUGGUGUGGACGGUAACUCCUGCAGCAGCUGCGGCGACAGCAACGCUCCAGCAGCUGCAGCUGCAUUCUGCUACAGCAGGAAGCGGUCCGCUGCUGCUGCAGCAUUCUCCUGUGUUGGUUGCAUCCCCCUUUUUGAAGGCUAUGUGCCUUUCUUCCUUCUCCUUGCUGCUACGGUGUUGCUGGCUGCCAGUGCUCGGCCUGGAGGAAGAGGAGACAGAGGCCCUUGUUGCUGCCUUCGAGAAUUCCCUUCUGCAUGCCUUGAGGAGCCAGGAGGAGGACGUUGCCGCCGCAGCAGCUCAGCAGCAGCAAGGGGAGUGGGUUCUUCCUCCCAUCAGCUUGAUCGCUCUUGCGUAUUGCUGCCUCCCGCAGGCAAACCAGGGGCAGCCCAAUCCUGGUGCAAUGCAGCUGCUGCAGCGUGCCGUCUGCUGCAGCAGCAACAGCAGCCUGCUGCUUCACAUAGAAGCGGCGAUGAGACUGCUCUGCUGUGCUGCGGCGUGGGGGAUCGGGCCUGCUGCUGCUGCGGCAGCUGCCGCUGCAGCGGCUGCAGGAGAGCCUCACAAGCACUCCACGUCGGUGGACGCCGCCCUUGUGCUGCUCGCAAAUGCACUGUACCUGCGCCCAGACUUCUGCAGGAUUGGAAGCAUUGAUGUAGCCGCCGUGGUGACUCAGCACCUGGUGAGGAUCGUCCUCCUUGAGUCUAUGCCUUCCUCCGUUGAAACGAGGCCAACAGGAGCUGCAGACGCCUCCAGUGCUGCUGCUGCCGCUGGUAGGCCACAAGCUUUGGGUCGGCUCUCUCUUGCCGUGAAGCUGCUGACGAGGGGUCUCGGCCUCGCUGCAUCCCUUUCCCUUGUCGGAAAAGCAGUUCUCUGCCUGCCUCGCUUGUGUAGACUUAGCACAGCUCCUUCAGCCCUUCCCGGAGCCGUACAGUACUAUCAGUUGCUGCUGGCCGUCUUCCCUAUGUCUCAAAGACCUGCAGAAACGCCAGACGCAGCAGCAUUUACUGCUUCCGUUACUGCUCUGCUUCGUCGGCUUGUGCGCAUUGACCUCCCUGGAGCAACAAGGGCCCUCUCCAAGGCGGCACGGUUGGAGGAGACAGGCGGUCAGCAGGCUGCCCCAGCUUUGCUCUUCCUUGUGGACUGCUUCACGCGGUGA
Molecule: messenger RNA, 3678 nt
Organism: Cyclospora cayetanensis
Lineage: Eukaryota; Apicomplexa; Conoidasida; Eucoccidiorida; Eimeriidae
Product: ice-structuring glycoprotein-like
Exons: 12
Coding region: 1-3678 (1225 amino acids)
Source: RefSeq, a predicted model, not a curated record